CCGAAUACCUUCGACGACCUGCCCAUAGAGAUCAAGAGUCUGACAGAGCGCUUCUUGGAGAGCUUGUCCGCCAAAGUCCAUCCCACCCCAAGGUCCGUUGAGGAUCUCUCGGCCCUGUUUCAAGACUUCUACGAAAGAGCUGCCUCGCACAUCGCCACACACAUCGCUUCGCUUUCUUCAAGAAUUGGCCGGGACAAGUCUCCUGCACCUUCCAAUAACGCGCGCACCGUCUUAAAGUCUCGUUCGAGAGCAGGAUCGGGGGCUAAAAGAUCAGAUGGCUCGCCCAACCACAGCGGCGGUGAGAUGCUCACGGCCUCGGAAGUCACGGACAGGAAGCGGGCACGGAGAUUACUCGAGCUGAAACGCCUCGGCAUGGAAGAGGCUGUAGAGCGACAAGUAUGUGAGAAGGUGUAUGAGAGGAUCUGGAAGCACAAGAGCUCCGAUGACGAUGCGAGAGAUGAAAAGUUGCGCUCGAGGACUGCUGCUCUGGCACUCGUUGGCAUUGGGCUGAAAGAGCUGCACGUCGACUCUCCCACCAAUGAAGACAUUCGCAAAGCAACCGGUGAGAAGGAGGAUGAGAUCCACCACUCGCUCGCGGAUGCCCGCGAGGCUUUGCAACGUAUGGAUGACGAACAUCAUCCGCUCGGAAAGCUGCAACACCUCACCGCUGCGCACAAAAGCAUUGUCGAUACACUAUCACAGCUGUUUCCUUCCUCCUCUUCCGCCGACGAGAUCCUACCCACGCUGAUUUACACCCUUAUCACAUCUCCGCCCGAAGGCAUCAAUGUCGUCAGCAACCUGAACUUCAUCCAGCGAUUCCGAGCCUCGAGCAAAGUGGAUGGUGAGGCUGCAUACUGCCUGGUAAAUCUCGAAGCAGCCAUCUCGUUCCUCGAGACCAUCGAUCUCAGCUCCCUUCGCGCAGAUGAGCUGCCCCAAGGACCCCCGAAAUCGAGCAGUACAGACUCGUUCGUGGCAAUGGGUAAUGCGACUACGUUAUUGGACAAAUCGACCACAGGGUCGGUAGUCCAGCCGGACGUCACACCUCCGCUGCCAUCACCGCGAACUCCUGGCACAGAGCGACCGAGUCUGCUACAGCAAAGACGCAUAUCCGCAAUGAUGCAAGCGCAGGCCGAUCGCAUUGAAGCCGGCCGGGAGAACUUGCUAAACACGGCCGACAAGAUCUACGACUCUAUCAACGGCACGCUAGAGAAUAGCUUCCAAUUCGUCUUUGGUCGAUUCAAAGACCAGCCCGCAGGUUCAUCGCCUCUGCCCAAGACGCUCGAAGACGCGAGGAAACUCGUGAAUUCGCCGCGAAUGGGCGAGGAAGACGAAUCGUUGGCCAACAGUGGCUCCAACAGCCCGACGAUCGAUGACCCUCUCGGUUCCGGAAGGCGGAGCGAAAGGGUUGUCGAGUUGAUUGGCGGUAGCAAGCAGCCGCGGGAUCGAAGUGUCGACAGCGCCCGUUCCAUCGGAAGUGGGAAGCGCGUGCUCUUCGCUGACGGACAGGCACUCAAAGACAAGCCGAAGGAGGAAGUCAUCACCCCAACAGGCACCUUGUUCUCCACGAUCAACCCCUUGAAUCGCUUUCAAGUCCCCAGCUUCGCUCGCUUCGGCCGUGCCGGCAGUAUGCCUCAGACACCGAAGGAUCCAUCUCCUGGCGUGGAGAAGACCAGUCGACUAGGCGAUAUCAUCGAGUCCCCAGUGACGAGUCGUGACGGCCCUGGUGGCGGAGCGUCGCCGGAGAAGGUCCAGAGCGGCGUGAAUGGUAGGGACGAGGAUAUGAAUGCCCGGGAGACUUUAGCGGAACUAAGCCGACUGAAGCCGCCGAAGAAACGGUUUUUGGAGGUGCAGAAUGUCGGAGAGCUGAAGAUUGCCGAGGUGGAGGAGUUGCUGGUGGAUUACCGCCGGCUUGCCAAAGCGAUUGCUGAGGCGAUU
This is a messenger RNA of Neohortaea acidophila, 1935 nucleotides long. RefSeq lists its product as uncharacterized. The transcript is spliced from 2 exons. The annotation marks the transcript as partial. Gene Ontology annotation, cellular component: endocytic vesicle; cytosol. Lineage: Eukaryota; Fungi; Ascomycota; Dothideomycetes; Mycosphaerellales; Teratosphaeriaceae. Gene Ontology annotation, molecular function: small GTPase binding; guanyl-nucleotide exchange factor activity. Gene Ontology annotation, biological process: vesicle-mediated transport. The record is from RefSeq and is a predicted model, not a curated record.